Neomonachus schauinslandi (Hawaiian monk seal) is the source of this 1951-nucleotide messenger RNA. It is a transcript of the gene PLIN2, whose product is annotated as perilipin 2. Gene Ontology annotation, biological process: lipid storage; positive regulation of triglyceride storage. The transcript is spliced from 8 exons. The coding region runs from base 176 to 1489 and encodes 437 amino acids. The record is from RefSeq and is a predicted model, not a curated record. Lineage: Eukaryota; Metazoa; Chordata; Mammalia; Carnivora; Phocidae. Gene Ontology annotation, cellular component: lipid droplet; cytosol.
GGGCGGGGCCUGGGGCAGGUCCGCGGCCCAGGCCGCCGGUCACGUGCUGCGGAGGCGCGGGCCGGGCGGGGUAUAUAGGCCGGUCGCCCGCGCCCCCACUUGGAACGCCGCGCGGGACUCGCCGGAUCGUGGUGUUUGCGCUGCUGUGGGUCGAUUUCUUUCUCCAAGAAUAAAAAUGGCAUCUGUUGCAGUUGAUCCACAACCGAGUGUGGUGACUCGGGUAGUCAACCUACCGUUGGUGAGCUCCACGUACAACCUCAUGUCCUCGGCUUACAUCAGUACGAAGGAUCAGUAUCCGUGCUUGAAGUCUGUGUGGGAGAUGGCAGAGAAGGGUGUGAAGACCAUCACUUCCAUGGCUGUGACGAGUGCUCUGCCCAUCAUCCAGAAGCUGGAACCACAGAUUGCGGUUGCCAAUACCUAUGCUUGUAAGGGGCUAGACAGGAUUGAGGAGAAACUGCCUAUUCUGAAUCAGCCAACAAACCAGGUUGUUGCCAAUGCCAGAGGUGCUGUGACCGGGGCAAAAGAUGCUGUGACAACUGCUGUGACCGGGGCUAAGGAUUCCAUGGCCAGCACCAUCACUGGGGUGAUGGACAAGACCAAAGGAGCGGUGACUGGCAGUGUGGAGAGGACCAAGACUGUGGUCAAUGGCAGCAUUAACACAGUCUUGGGAAGUCGGAUGAUGCAGCUGGUGAGCAACGGAGUAGAAAAUGCGCUCACCAGAUCAGAGUUGCUGGUGGACCAGUACCUCCCUCUCACGGAGAAAGAACUAGAAAAAGAAGCAAAAAAAGUUGAAGGGUUUGAUACAGUUCAGAAGCCAAGUUACUACGUUAGACUGGGAUCCCUGUCUACCAAGCUCCGUGCACGUGCCUACCAGCAGGCUCUCAGCAGGGUUAAAGAAGCCAAGCAGAAAAGCCAAGAGACCAUUUCUCAGCUCCAUUCCACUGUUAAUCUGAUUGAAUUUGCCAGGAAGAAUGUGCAUAGUGCCAACCAGAAAAUUCAAGGUGCUCAGGAUAAGUUCUAUCUCUCCUGGGUGGAGUGGAAGAGAAGCGUUGGCUAUGAUGAUACAGAUGAGUCCCACUGUGCUGAGCACAUUGAGUCACGUACUCUUGCUAUUGCACGCAGCCUGACUCAGCAGCUCCAGACCACGUGCCACAGCCUGCUGUCCAAUGUCCAGGGGUUACCACAGAACAUCCAAGAUCAGGCCAGUCACCUGGGGGUGAUGGCUGGUGACAUCUACUCAGUGUUCUGCAAUGCUGCCUCCUUCAAGGAAGUGUCUGACGGCCUCCUCACUUCCAGCAAGGGGCAGCUGCAGAAAAUGAAGGAGUCUUUAGAUGAUGUGAUGGAUUAUCUUGUUAACAACACGCCUCUCAACUGGCUGGUAGGUCCCUUUUACCCGCAGCUGACCGAGUCUCAGAAUGCUCAGGACCAAGGUGCACAGAAGGACACAAGCAGUCCGGAGGCCCAGCAGCCUGAGCACAGAACCCGUUAGAGCUGUCCUUGUUACCAGGACUGGGUGUGGCCAGCUGGAGGAGACUUUCUGUGAUGUUGAAAUUAACCUGCUAGACAACUCUGAAUUGGGGAAGCAGCUAGCUAGAGAAAAGGUCCUCAGUUGUAGUCAUUUCUAACUGGAUUAAGAGCUUUACAGUGUUUGGCAUUAGCAGAUGAGCUCUGCUUUUUUCCUGGCUGGUAAGAAAAGAAUGCUAGGUUGGUCAGAGCCUGGCCAGGACUCCCAGAAAGUUUCCCUGCAUUUAUGGUGUCAUCCAUUGUUACCACUGUUGCUGUUCGUUUGUCUUAAAUAAAAAACAACUUCCUGUGGGCUGUGGUGUGGGCUGGUGUCUGCUCCCAUUUGGUCCUGUCACCGGUUGGUCGCACAGAGCAUGCCUGUACAAUUUUUUUUUCAUGAAGGAAUGCGCCCUAUGAAUUCAAUAAAAUUCACUGCAGAAUAGAUCAA